Capsella rubella is the source of this 1707-nucleotide messenger RNA. Its product is annotated as UDP-glycosyltransferase 71B2. Gene Ontology annotation, molecular function: UDP-glycosyltransferase activity. The record is from RefSeq and is a predicted model, not a curated record. Lineage: Eukaryota; Viridiplantae; Streptophyta; Magnoliopsida; Brassicales; Brassicaceae. The transcript has a single exon. The coding region runs from base 135 to 1598 and encodes 487 amino acids.
GUCACGUAUGCACAAAGACUAGUCUUAUCGCUUCACCGUAUACGUAACGGCUUCAAUAGCAAAACAACUUGAAACCUUUUUUUUUUUGCUUGUUAGAAAAACCAUUUGACAGAUUAAUAAUUAAUUUCUUUGAAAUGAAAUUGGAGCUGAUCUUCAUACCAUCACCAGGUGAAGGACACAUCCGACCACUAGUGGAGGUGGCUAAGCUUCUUGUCGACCGCGAUGAUCAUCUCUCCAUCACCAUCCUCAUCAUCCCUCAGAUUCAUGGAUUCAGUAGCGGCGGCUCCGACUCCUACAUCUCUUCUCUCUCCUCCUUGUCUGAAGACCGCCUUCGCUAUCACAUACUCUCUGUCGCCGAUAAACCAAACUCCGAUGACUCCAAACCAAAUUUCCUCACCUACCUAGAUAGCUUCAAGCCGCAAGUGCUUGCGACGGUGAAAAAAAUUAUUGACACGGCUCAAAUAGAGUCGAAGCCGCCGCCUCGACUUGCUGGAUUUGUGGUUGAUAUGUUCUGCAUGGCCAUGAUUGAUGUAGCCAACGAGUUCGGCGUCCCGAGUUACAUGUUCUUCACUUCCAACGCUACGUUUCUUGGAUUGCAGGUUCAUGUUCAGUACCUUCACGACGUUAAGAACUAUGACGUCAGUGAUAUAAAGGACUCGGACACCUCUGAGUUAGAGAUCCCGACUCUGACUCGUCCUUUACCGGUUAAGUCUUUCCCCUCCGUGAUGUUAAGCAAGGAGUGGUUACCGAUUAUGUUUACCCAAACUAGAAGGUUCCGAGAAACUAAAGGUAUUUUGGUUAAUACUUUCGCAGAGCUUGAGCCUCAAGCUAUGAAGUUUUUCUCCGGUGGAGAUAGUCCUCUUCCUACGGUGUACACAGUUGGACCAAUUUUGAAUCUCAAAAUCAAUACUCCAACUUCAGAAGACGAUAAGCAAUCAGAGGUCUUACGGUGGCUCGACGAGCAGCCGAGUAAAUCUGUUGUGUUCCUCUGUUUUGGAAGCAUGGGAGGUUUCCGUGAGGACCAAGCUAGGGCAAUCGCAAUCGCACUUGAGCGAAGUGGUCACAGAUUCGUCUGGUCUCUUCGUCGUGCUAUGCCAAAGGGAACGAUGGGACCUCCCGGAGACUUCACGAACCUUGAGGAGAUUCUCCCGGAAGGAUUCUUAGAACGGACGGCAGAGAUCGGUAAGAUUAUAGGUUGGGCUCCUCAGAGCGCCAUACUAGCAAAUCCUGCGAUAGGAGGGUUCGUAUCGCACUGUGGUUGGAACUCGACACUAGAGAGUCUAUGGUUCGGAGUUCCAAUAGCCACGUGGCCGCUUUAUGCCGAGCAACAAGUUAACGCGUUCCAGAUGGUUGAGGAGCUAGGGUUAGCUGUGGAGAUCCGAAAUAGUUACCGGGGAGACUUUAUGGAGAUGGAGUCGGAGUUGAUGACGGCGGAGGAGAUAGAGAAAGGGAUCAAGUGUUUGAUGGAAGAGGAUAGUGACGUGAGGAAUAAAGUGAAGGAGAUGAGUGAGAAGAGCCACAUAGCUUUAAUGGAUGGUGGAUCAUCGCAUGUUUCUCUUCUAAAGUUCAUUCAAGAUGUAACUAAGAAUAUCCCUUGAAUCUUUACAAAUCUUACAUAACAUUAUCAUAUAUUUCCAUGAUUUAGUAGUGGCUGUAUCUAAGUUACCAAUUUCGUCAAAUAUAAGCUUAAGUAACGCUUGUAUUUUA